AUGAACUGUCAAUUCUGGUGUAUUUAGGAAGAGUGUUGUGUAUUAUAUUAUUGGCUAUAGAUUCAGGAAAUUCGUGUUGACUGACCAGAGUCCACGAAUUUCCGACAGAUUUUUUACAAAUAAGUUUCCUUAACGUUUAGUUUAAUAAAUUACAUUAAUACGUGACCGCACCCGUCUCUGAAUGGUUACGUGCGGUGAUUCAUAGAGAUAAUUCGCAGUAUCACACGUUUCUUCGAACGAUAUCGUAUGUAAAUUUAUCGAAUUCUUCGUGAAAAUAAAAUACAAAAUGACAGAAGUUCAUAACUUAGGUGUUGAUGCCAUCAGCUGUCAUGCUUGGAAUAAAGAUAGAAAAGAAGUAGCCAUCUGUCCAAACAAUAAUGAAAUUCAAGUUCACAAACGUACAUCAAGUGGUUGGAAAUUACUGCAGAACCUACAGGAACAUGAUAUGCAUGUCAUGGGUAUUGAUUGGGCACCAAAUACCAAUCGAAUAGUAACAUGUUCUGCAGACAAAAAUGCAUAUGUUUGGACACAGGAAGAUGAUGGAAAAUGGAAUCCUGCAUGGGUGCUUUUAAGAAUAAAUCGGGCAGCAACAUGUGUAAAAUGGUCUCCAUUAGAAAAUAAAUUUGCUGUUGGAUCUGGAGGUAGAGUAAUAGCUGUUUGUUAUUUUGUGUCUGAGAACAAUUGGUGGCAGUGUAAGCAUAUAAAACGCCCAUUGAGGUCCACUGUAACUACGGUUGAUUGGCAUCCAGAAAACAAGGUUCUGGUUGCUGGAUCCACUGACUACAAAGUUCGUGUAUUUAGUGCAUUCAUUAGUGAUAUGGAAGAUGCACCUGGUACUGGACCUUGGGGUCACAGUAAUACUUUAGGAACAUUACUUGCUGAAUUCCAAAAUACUCCCAAUGGAGGAGGUUGGAUACACUCUGUUGCAUUUAGUCCUUGUGGUAACAAAAUUUGUUGGGUAGCACACAAUUCAUCUAUUUGCAUUGCUGAUGCUACCAAAGGAUAUUCAGUCAUACGACUGUAUACAGAGCAUUUACCAUUUUUAAGUUGCGUUUGGAUUGGGUCCAAUUCCAUUGUUGCUGUGGGACAUAGUUGUAUGCCUAUGCUGUAUUCUAUAGACGACAAUGGUCAACUAUAUUUUGUAUCAAAACUAGACAACACGCAGAAAAAAGAAGCCGCCGGAUUGUCCGCCAUGCGUAAAUUCCAAUCGUUAGAUCGCCAGGCGAGAACCGACACGAACGAUAAUGCCUUGGACAGUAUACAUCAAAAUACGAUUAACUGCGUGCGAAAAGUAUCAGAUAACGAGUUUAGUACGAGUGGUUUAGACGGUCAGCUGGUAGUAUGGGAUCUCAAGCUCUUGGAGAAUUCCAUCGCCGGUCUCAAGAUAGCAUAAGUAAAAUCUUUUUUUAUAUCAAAGGAAGACGGAAG
Messenger RNA from Habropoda laboriosa, 1428 nucleotides. It is a transcript of the gene Arpc1, whose product is annotated as actin-related protein 2/3 complex subunit 1A. The transcript has 6 exons. Lineage: Eukaryota; Metazoa; Arthropoda; Insecta; Hymenoptera; Apidae. The coding region runs from base 287 to 1393 and encodes 368 amino acids. Gene Ontology annotation, cellular component: Arp2/3 protein complex; actin cytoskeleton. The record is from RefSeq and is a predicted model, not a curated record. Gene Ontology annotation, molecular function: actin filament binding. Gene Ontology annotation, biological process: Arp2/3 complex-mediated actin nucleation.